AGACUAUCAAUGGAGAAGGCCGACAGCUUGUGCUAAAUUUAUUAAAGUAUUUUCAGGAAGAGAAUGAAAACAGCGGUCCCCUGUUACGCACUUCAUGCGUACUGGAGAGAAUAACAGAUGCUCUGAAGAUUAGUCUCCGCAGUGUUCCGCCCAUGAUACGGAGACUCGAACUGUUUAUUUAUUUCAUGGCGUUGAUGACGUAACCGCCAAGAAUGUUCACUACAACUAUACCUAACCUAAAACCUACUAUUUACACUUGGCAAUAAAGGAAUAUCAGAGAAGGGCAGUUUCCUCUAUCUUUAUAGCAAUUAUUAAAAAUAUGUUUGUCAUGUGUUUAGGAAAGAACUCUGAUACUUUGUGUCACUUGUUUUUUUUAAAAGCAUUAUAGUUACAUAUAUGUAUUUAUGUAAGGCAAAAUCUAGAAAAAUAUUUGCAAUACCAAAAAAUGUGCUCCUCGAAGAAGAUCAAUAUAAAGUGAAAAAGUGCAGCAAUGAAGAGAUAUUGCAGUUAAAAAUAGAUGUUAUAAAGCUUGAAGAGGAUCUAAUAAAAGAACAACUGCUCCUGUCAAAAUGCAAACGAUUGAAUGAAAUGAUCAAAAGUAACGUAACACCCAUGUAUGAAAAAGUGAAUGAUCUGUUAUCAACACCUCAUAAUAGGGUUUCCAAAAAGAACGAAAUUUCUAUUGAACAUAAAAAAGAGUUAGAUGAGACUUCAUCAGUAGAUGAAAUACAGAGGAUAGUAAAUUAUAAGAUGAUGGGAUAUACUUUACUAAAUGGUGCUCCAAAAAGCAUGAUUACUGAUUUGCGAUUGUCUUCUUGAGUUAGUACCUGUAAUUUUUGUUCAAUAAUCUGAAUUGGCAAAUUGAAAUAUUAUUCACAUUGCCUUGGUUGGUACUCCUGUGUAUAAUCCUUAUUGUUAUUCUUUGUCUGUUGCCUUAAUAAAAUAAAUAAAUCUGAUUUAUUCUAACUUAACAGCUUUCCAGAAAAAAUAUGUGUACAAUAUAUUUUUUGUUUUGUAGUGCCUAAAUAAGCUAAUUAUGUAGACUGUACCACUUGUAUGUAUCGAUGUAUUGCUAUUAUAAUUUUCCACUUAAGUAU
Molecule: messenger RNA, 1097 nt
Organism: Acanthoscelides obtectus
Lineage: Eukaryota; Metazoa; Arthropoda; Insecta; Coleoptera; Chrysomelidae
Source: the annotation of a GenBank genome assembly